Messenger RNA from Bombina bombina (fire-bellied toad), 11056 nucleotides. RefSeq names its product Ral GTPase activating protein catalytic subunit alpha 1 (gene RALGAPA1). Gene Ontology annotation, molecular function: GTPase activator activity. The transcript is spliced from 41 exons. Lineage: Eukaryota; Metazoa; Chordata; Amphibia; Anura; Bombinatoridae. Gene Ontology annotation, biological process: regulation of small GTPase mediated signal transduction; positive regulation of GTPase activity. Gene Ontology annotation, cellular component: cytoplasm; nucleus. Bases 11 to 7714 code for a protein of 2567 amino acids. The record is from RefSeq and is a predicted model, not a curated record.
GCCAUGUUGAAUGUGUUGGUCUAGGCUGCUGCUGCUGUCAGAGUGGGGAGACCCGCACCCCGCCCAUCAGAUCCCAAGUACCAGUCACCCCGAGCUCUCACACUGCAGCACUGUGUAUUGUCCGGUGUGGUGGAGGAACGCUCUCUCCUUCCCCGUGGGUGAGCCGGGAGCGCCCUCCUCCUCCCUGCUCCGGUUCGGGAUGUUCUCUAAAAAAACUCAUGGGGAUGUGAAGAAAUCAACGCAGAAAGUGCUGGACCCUAAAAAGGAUGUGCUGACACGACUAAAGCACCUGAGGAUUGUUAUAGAAAAUGCAGAAUCCAUUGAUCUGAAGCAGUUUUUUGAACAGAACUUCUCGCACAUCUAUUAUGUCUUCUUUGAAAACUUUGUGAUAAUUGAAACAUCUUUAAAGCAGAAAGGUCACAAAUCUCAAAGAGAGGAAUUGGAUGCAAUUCUUUUUAUAUUUGAGAAAAUUUUGCAACUUCUUCCUGAAAGAAUCCACCAGCGAUGGCAGUAUCACAGCAUCAGCUUAAUAUUGAAGAAACUUCUACACACUGGGAACUCUUUAAAGAUCCGCCUUGAAGGACUGCGUUUGUUCCUCUUAUGGCUUCAAGCACUUCAGAACAACUGCAGUUGGGAGCAGCUCUAUAUAUUUGCAUGUCUCAUUCCGGGAUUCCCUGCACCACCAUCUGACCAUGGGAUUUAUACACUGGAUAGCCUAAUCAACCUUCCUUUGAAUCUCCAGGAAAAUCAAGUUACAAUUGAAGAAAUUACACCACUUGUACCUCCACAAUCUGGAGACAAAGCUCAUGAAGACCACACAAGCUACUUCCUAGAAGCCUUGUUGAAAUACAUGGUGAUUCAGGUUCGGAGCUUGGAAUGGCGCAACAGAGAUAACGAGGAAAGUGGGUUUGCCUUUCUUUUUUCUAACUUUAAGAAGUAUUACAUGCCUUACAUUUUCCCUGCCAUGAGCAGAGAAAGCAGCUUAUACAACCCUGUACUUGAGAUACCACAAAUGAGACCAAAACCUCACUAUAUGCUUAUCAGAAGAGAUGCAGAGAGCAAUGAGGCUCAAUAUUGCACCAAAGAGCCCUUUCUAAAUGCCAGGGUGAUUGUUAUUCGAUGGCUAGUGUCUUUCUGGCUAGAACCGAAGCCUCAAACAGGGUCACACAUCCCUGGUACAGAAGGAGAGAAUGUGCCAAAGAAUAUUCAGAGAGCUGCUGCAAAUCUGGCAGCUCAAGAGGAAAGCAGGAGUGAAACUGCAGAGAGAACAGAGCCUGAACAGUCCCACUCCAAUACUAGCACUUUGACUGAGCGUGAACCCAGUGUAUCCAGCCUUUGUAGCAUUGCUGAAGAGCAUAUUACGGAUUAUGAAAUAAUUCGCAGGUUCUUCUCCUGCAAGUGCAGCAAUGUCAAUUUUCUUAUUGAAAUUUUUCGGCAGGCUUUUCUAUUACCAAUCUGUGAGGCAGCUGCUAUGCGUAAGGUGUUAAAGGUGUAUGAACAGUGGAUAAAACAUAAAGAAAAACCCCAGUUCAUGCAAGAACCGGAAGAACCAGCCCAUGUACAUGAUCUUGAUAUAUGCUUAGAGCGUCAGGAAGAAUCAUCUGUGCCAUGCGAAAAGGGGAAGGAACUAGAGGAGCAAUCACUGGAGAAAAUUUCAAAUUCUGGCGGUCAAGCACGAACUUCCAGCGGUUCCAAAACUCUUCAAGAAGCUACUAACCACUUGUCAGAAUCCGAGGCUUUCGAUAGGAACGUUAAAGCAGGGGCUCAGUCCGUUUACCAGGUUUUCAUUGUCAAUGCAGCAAACAUCAUUUUGCUCGAGCCUGCUAAUGAGAAUAAAAUCUUGUUGAAUGAGCACACAGAUAUGUGCAAGAGAGUUCUCAAUAUUUAUAGAUACAUGGUGGUACAAGUCUCCAUGGAUAAAAAGACAUGGAUGCAGCUGUUACUUGUGAUGCUUAGAGUCACGGAGUCUGUUCUGAAGAUAUCACCACAGGUUGUGUUUCAGUAUCAAGGCAGAAAAAAUCAAAUCUUAGCUGGACGUCUAGCGGGACCAUUAUUUCAGACACUGAUUGUAGCCUGGAUCAAGUCAAGCCUUCAUGUUAGUGUGUCUCGAGAGUUAUGGGAUGAGUUACUGUCAGUAAUGUCCUUAUUGACAUAUUGGGAAGAGCAAGCCACUGAGUGGGCUCACACCAUGGAAACUCUUACUAAAGUGCUUGCAAAAAAUGUAUACCACCUUGACCUGAAUGAACUGCCUUUGGACAAACUAAGCGAACAGAAACAGAAGAAGCACAAGGGCAAAGGAUGUAACAAUGAUUUCCAGAAGGUUUCUGUAGAUAAAUCAUUUACCCGUGGCUGGAGCAGAGAACAGCCAGGUCAAGCUCCAAUGCGACAGCGUAGUGCUACCACCACUGGAUCCCCUGGUACUGAGAAAGCCCGAAGCAUUGUGCGCCAAAAAACAAUUGCCAUGAGGAGCCGAUCCAUUGGGGAAAGUGCCCUGCCAUCCGCCUCUAUCCGCAGCGCUAAAAGUGCACCUGUCUUGAUCCAUCCUUCCAAACCCCUACUGCCUGAUAUUGUUCUCACUCUGCUUUCCGAUGAGCUGUCAGAUAUGGAUGAUGCCCCAUCCCUUCCUCGAGCUCCACGUGUAAGGCAUUACUCCCAGAGUGAGGAGACACCCACAGAAACAUUUGGAGCAGUGAAUGAGGAUAGUUCAUCUCUUCCCCGCAGCAGCAGCACUUCUGAUAUCCUGGGUCCCUUCUCAGCUGAGAGAGUUAAAGGUGCAGUGCCUGUCACAGAUCAUCCCUCUCCUCAGGCUUUGGACCCUCCCUGUUCUAAUGCAAACUGUAAGGAAACACCUUUAGCACAAGUUAAUGGCAGUAUUUAUGAUCAUCUCUGCCAGCUGGCUGGCUCAGCUGACCUUGUAAAUGCAGCAAUAGAGCAGAGCUGGUAUGAGGAGUUAGAGGGAGGCAUGGGGGACUUAUUACCCCAUCUUAGAGAGUAUCUAAAGGAGCAAGAUAUGCAAGGGGAGGGGUUAGAAAAAAUUAUGGCUCUACCUGCAAUAAAGUUUUCCUUGGACCGCAAAACUGAUUGUAUUGAUCAGGCAGAACAAUCUAAAUUAUCAGAAGGUCCACACUUAUUAAGUGGGGUCCAUAAUGCAGCUCUUUCAGACCAAACUGAGAGCAUUUUAGUGGGAGAGAGGGGUGUAGGCCGCAAACCAGGGGGCAUGAGAAUGGGAGGUAGAUCAAGGGACUUGCAUGUUCGAAUUCAGGAUGAUGAAGAAGGGGAGAAUGCUAAAAUAUGUGUGGAGCAUGGGGAUAGAAAGAAAGGCCUUAAUAGACAGCAUGCAGCUGAAGAAUAUGAAGCUACUGACUUGACGUCAUCUCAGUUUCACCAUUCUCCUGCCAGUGAACAUGGGGCCAAUAUAAAAAACAUAUGCGAGUCUGUAACGCACAAGGCCAAAGCCAUGCGUCGGAAACGCAGCAGUGUGCAGGUUACUUUCCGCCCAGCUACUGAGGCGGUACAUUUCUCCAAUUCCAUAGAGAACAAGGAUUUUAACUGGAGAGUCAGACUACGGAAGCUAAGUGGUUUGAGCUCUAACUCUUCUGUUGUGGUGGAGCAAGGGAAAUCGACUGCAUAUGCUGCUCUUGGUGCGGCCAGAGUAGCAUCAGGAGUUAGCCAGCCAAGCUGUGAUCAUGCUGAUGUUCCCUGUCCUCUCUCACAAAUUCAAAGGGAAAGUGGCCGUAUAAGGCAGAGAUCUAGUAGUCAAGAAAGACCCCCUACUCAUGCAUCUUUAGGUGGAGUUUAUAAAACUGUUGUCCAUGCUCUCUCAAAACCCAAAGCCAGUGUGUCCCUACAGAGGCAGCAAAGGAUUGCAGCAGAAGCUCCACUGAGGGACCUGUACGGUCAUGUUAUGGGCUAUUUUGGAAGGAAGGCAGCAGCCAACAAAGAAGAUUUAGGCACUCAUGUUAAUGACCUGGAAAAUGAAAUUAGUUCCAACAUUCCAGAUCUGAUGGAUGAAUUUAUAGCAGAGAGACUGCGGUCUGGUGCUCCUCCGACCAUGACUCGAAGAGGUAGUAGCCCUGGCAGUCUAGAAGUUCCUAAAGACUUGCCUGAUAUACUUAAUAAGCACAGCCAGAUGAGACCAGCAGAUGACCCUGGUGUUCCUUCAGAGUGGACGUCCCCAGCAAGUGCUGCCAGCAGUGAUCUUCUUAGCUCUGAUAGUCAUUCAGAUUCAUUUAAUGCCUUUCAAUAUGAUAGCAAGAGGUUUGAAGCAGGUUUCCCAUUUGGCAAUGAACCAACAGUGCCCAUAUCGCUGGAGACAGAUGCUGUGUCUGCUCAGCUUAGCACAGAGGAACCAGAAGUUCUUAGCCUAACAACGCUCCAUAUUGACUCAGAAACCAACAGUCUUAACCAGCAGGUCCUGUGUACAGAGUCUUUGGUUGUGGCAGGUUCUGAGGGUGUUUCACCUGCACUGUCUGCUCCUGGGUCUCGUUCUCAGACACCUUCACCUGCAGCGCUAAGUUCUGAUCAUGGAGAGCUACAUGAAAAGCUUCAACAUUCUGUCUUACAAACACCAGAUGAUAUAGAGCCUUGUGAAUUUGCUUUGGAAUGCUGCAGUGUGAUGGCAGGAGGGACGCUCACUGGCUGGCAUGCAGACGUUUCCACCGUCAUGUGGAGGCGAAUGCUUGGAAUUUUGGGAGAUGUCAAUAAUAUCGCCAAUCCUGAGAUUCAUGCUCAGGUUUUUGAUUACUUAUGUGAGCUCUGGCAGAACCUGGCCAAGAUAAGAGACAAUUUAGGAAUAUCAUUGGAUAACCAGUCAUCUCCAGAACCUCCUGUCCUUAUUCCACCAUUGAGAAUUCUUACACCUUGGCUUUUUAAGGCAACAAUGCUUCCAGAUAAAUACAAACAAGGGAAGUUGCACGCUUAUAAAUUAAUCUGCAAGAUCAUGAAGAGAAGACAGGAUGUGUCGCCAAACCGUGACUUCUUAACACACUUCUACAACAUUAUGCACUGCGGACUGCUUCACACUGAUCAGGAUAUAGUGAACACCAUCAUCAAGCACUGCUCACCUCAAUUUUUUUCUUUGGGUCUGCCUGGAGCUACUCUUCUUAUAAUGGAUUUUAUUGUAGCAGCUGGAAGAGUUGCUGCUUCGUCCUCCCUUAAUGCGCCACGAGUUGAAGCCCAGGUUUUACUGGGAUCUUUGGUUUGCUUCCCAAACUUAUACCAGGAGCUUCCAGCUCUUCACCCAAGCAGUUCUGACAUUGUUAUGUCGAAAUUUACAGACGUCAAGGAGCUCACCAUCAAAACAGUAUUAAGUUCAGCCAGGGAAGAACCAUCUGGUCCUGCAAGAUGUGUAGCAUUGUGCAGUUUAGGGAUUUGGAUGUGUGAGGAACUUGUCAACCAAACGCAUCACCCUCAGAUUAAAGAAGCACUUAAUGUCAUCUGUGUGUCUCUAAAAUUUCCCAAUAAAGUGGUUGCCCAGGUUGCCUGUAGUGUUCUGAAUGUACUACUCAACUAUGUCCAACAACUACAGAUUUACCAGGCAGACUAUCCUCUGAAAAUUAUAGAGAUCCUGCUAGCCACAGUGACACAUCUAUUGCCGACUGCUGAGACCUCAUCGUAUGAGCAAGAUAAACGGCUGGUGGCAUCCUUGCUCCUCUCCCUCCUUGAUUGGAUGAUGGCACUUCCUCUCUCAGUAUUGCUGCGUCCAUUGCACCAUGUUGGGACUGAAAACCAGGGAAAAGAAAACUCUGUAUUGAACUGCGCAUACAAGGUUCUACAUGACUGUGUUUAUGGUUCACAACACUUCAGCAACCCACGGUACUUUCCCAUGAGUCUCUCAGAUCUGGCUUCUGAAGACUAUGAUCCAUUCAUGCAAUUAGAAUGUCUCAAAGAACCAGAACCCCUGCAUUCCCCAGAUUCAGAGCGUUCUACCAAGCUCCAACCUGUUACUGAGGUGAAAACGCCAAAGCAGCAGGGUCUGAUCCCAGUAGCCGCACGGACAGUUAUAGUACAUCUUGUGAACCACUUGGACCAUUAUCCAAUAAAUGGAGACCCUGCCAUGCUGACUAGCCAGAUAUGCGAGAACCAUGACAAUCCAUAUAGUGAGAGCACAGACCUCUCUCCCCAGCUUUUCCACAGUCCUAAUCUGCAGUUUUUUGUUCUUAAUAGUACAACACUUGUGUCAUGUCUACAGAUUCAGGCAGAGGAGAAAUUAACUCCUGGUGAGGAACUUUCUCCUGCUAGCUCAAAUGUACGCAUCAUCAUGCGUGACCUGUCUGGCAAGUACAGUUGGGAUUCUUCCAUUCUGUAUGGACCUUCACUUCCAGUUUCUGGACUAAAAUCACAGUGUUUGUCUCUAGUGCCUGCUUUUAUAUCUCCCUCUGUUAGUCAAGAAGAACACCACCCAUCUACCCAGACUGAGUCAGAGGAAAUUACUUCCCUUUGCUCACGGAGGAGAGGUCGGGAAUCUCUGCCUCUGUGGGACAGCUUAUCAGAUGAGGAAGAUGCUCUUGACUGUCUUUUGCACUACCUGGGAGCCACAGGUCCUGAGUGCCUUCAGAGAGCUGGAGUUCCUCUUAAUGUGCCAUCUCCACCACCUGCUUGCUUUUCAGAAAAGCUUGAAAACGAGGUUAGCAAUGCUAUACUCAAACAGAGCGCAGAAGAGAGAGAAUUUGUGGAAAAGCAUUACAGUAACCUACACAUGAGAGCAAUGCCACAGGAGGAGCCAAGCAACCAAAAACCCCAGUCUGCCUUCUACUAUUCCCGCUUACUGCUCAGCAUUCUUGGCAUGAACUCAUGGGAAAAAAGGAGAAGCUUUCAUCUUCUCAAGAAAAAUGAGAAACUUUUACGGGAGCUAAGAAAUUUAGAUUCUAGGCAAUGCCGUGAGACGCACAAAAUUGCUGUAUUCUAUGUUGCUGAUGGUCAGGAGGACAAGCACUCAAUUCUUUCAAACACUGGUGGCAGUCAAGACUAUGAGGAUUUUGUGGCUGGUCUUGGAUGGGAGGUUAAUCUGUCUAGCCACUGUGGUUUCCUUGGUGGACUUCAGCGAAAUAAGAGCACUGGGCUUAGUACUCCAUAUUUUGCCACUUCUACUGUGGAAGUUAUGUUUCAUGUCUCCACCCGAAUGUUUUCGGACUCAGAUGACUGUUUGACAAAGAAGCUUCGCCAUCUUGGUAAUGAUGAGGUGCACAUUGUUUGGUCAGAACACAGUCGAGAGUAUCGACGUGGCAUCAUUCCAACAGAAUUUGGGGAUGUAUUACUUGUCAUAUACCCAAUGAAAAAUCACAUGUUCAGCAUCCAAAUAAUGAAAAAACCGGAGGUUCCAUUUUUUGGACCUCUUUUCGAUGGUGCCAUUGUAAAUGGAAAAAUUCUUCCAGGUCUCGUUCGUGCAACAGCCAUCAAUGCCAGCAGAGCAUUAAAGUCUCUCAUUCCACUGUACCAGAACUUCUUCGAGGAGAGAAUGCGAUACUUGGAUUUAAUCAUUCAGCAACAUUUAGAGCCCACAACCUUUGAAGACUAUGCAGCACAGGUCUUCUGUCCUGCACUACAUAAUCAUCUCCAGCUGAAUGCACAAUCUUGUUCUGCUGAAGAACAGACUGAAAACUCAUUGGCUGCUGGCGAUGGUUUAGAGUUGGCUUCCACUUUGUCACCAAGGACAAGCAAAAGUCGGAUGUCAAUGAAGCUACGGCGUUCCUCUGGCUCUGCCAACAAAACCUAAAUUUCAAUUCCACAACUCUGAGGUGCCCAACAUUGACUUGCUUAUAAUUGGCAGUGCCAAAUAAGGAAUGUUCCUGGCAUCUCAAACAUAGUCUAUCUUGUUGCAAGAUCACACUCCGUUUUUUAAUUUGUUUGCUUGUUUGUUUUUUUUACACUUCUAUUUUAUUUGAGUGAACACUGGACUUUUAGACUUAAUUUAAUAUUUUAGACUUACGACUCUGUGGUUUUAAAUUAUUUACAAUGCAGAGUGCCAUAUGUAUAUCUAUUGGAACUUUUGGCAAUUUAUUAGCCGAUCUUUAUUAUAGAUCUGGCUAAAAUAAGGCCUCAUCAUGUUGAACUCUUGUUUAUAAUAAUUACUUUUAAUUCACUGUGUUGUAUAUUUAUUAUAUUAUUGCAUAUUUUCACAUAUUGUUUUAGUUAGAAUUGCUUAUUUUGGACCAAUACAAAAAAAUCCAUAGAUUUUACGUACCUAUCUAGAUCUUUGAAAGCUAUCUGCCAUAUCUGUGUGUUUUUUUAUCGGUCCAGUGAAACCUGAUGAGUCCAUGAAAUCAAUACAUGUAACGGAACUAUUUGUUUAAUAUUUUAUACAAUUAUUUUAUUUUAUAUAGUCAAGUCACGGGUCUUACUCACUUAGAAAAUAAAGUCUUGUAUAGCAGUAUUUACUAUGACAAGUUGGCCUUUUUUUGCAGGGAUUAUUAGUGUAAUGGUCCGUACUGUCUGCAAAAUUUCUUAUGCUUUUUAUAUGCCUGAAUCAAUUUUGAUUAAACACUGUGUGCAUAUUUUUUUAAAACGACAUGGUGUUGUAUAUGCAAAGGAAACUGUAGCAAACCACUGCUAAAGCACAGCAUGUGUUAUGGCUUGUCUUUUACUGGUCAAGCAUUGUAACACAAUAAUCUUUUAAACUGUCUGGUCAUACCUUUUAAGAGUUUUUUUGUUGUUGUUUUGUUUUUUAAGUAAGCCCUAAAUACGUUUCAAGAUGCACCUUCUAUAGAAAUUCCAAAGUUAGUUAGUCUAAUAGUGUUUCAUCCACAUCCUGAAUAUAUCUAUCAACAAGCCUUCAUUCCAUGUAAGAGCCCAUUCUGCAUUAUAUAUUAACUGGGCUCUCCUGUGUAUUUUGAUAAGGUUGUAAUUUCAUUUAUAUUGAGCUCUGUUUUUAAUGUAUAUAGCCUAAAUACAUUUUACAAUUAAAUUUAAUUUUUACCAACAAUUUGAAAAAUACAUUCUAUUUAGAACUUAGAACAUAUUGUGAUAGAUCAUUCUGUUUGCAGUUCAGUGUGACAUAUAAUUUGUUUAUCCGGUUUGGAAUGUCAGCUUUGAAUGGCUUUAAAGGGAUAGAAAAGUCACAAUUAAACUUGCAUGAUUGUGAUAGAGCAUGUCAUUUUAAGACACUUUUAAAUUCACUUCUAUUUUCAAAUUUGCUUUGUUUUCUUGGUAUCCCUUGUUGAAAAAGAAUACACAAAUAUAUCCUAUACUAGUGGGAGUUGCUGCUAAUUGGUGCCUGCACACAUUUGUCUUUUGUGAUUGGCUAACUAGAUGUGUUUAUUUUGAUGCCAGUAGUGCAAUGUUGUUCCUUCAGCAAAAGGAUAACAAGAGAACGAAGCAAAUUUGAUAAUGGAAGUAAAUUGGAAAAUUGUUUAAAAUUGUGUUUUAUCCAAAUCAUAAAAGAAAAUGUUGGCGUUUCCUGUCCCUUUAAAGUAUUUUCUUCAAAUAUUAAGUACUUUGCUUAACAUAUGCAUCAGAUUUAAGAAAAUGCUUUUUUAAAAAGCAGUCAAGUUUUGCAUGGAAAAGUUAAUCACUCUAAAGGUUACCAUAAAGGCAGGUAAAUCUGAUAAAUUAGUAUGCAUUAAUAAUAAUUAUCAUUACAACUUGACUAAGAAAAAAACAAAAAAAAAGGUUGUCAGUGAUUUUAGCAUUAAGACCUGCAAAUUAUUUGUAGAACUUUAAUAAAGUAGUUUUUUAGUUUGCAGUCACCAUAAGUAUCAUCAUCACUGUAGCUUGGCAGCUUUAUCAUCAACACUGGAAAGCAUCAGCUCAAGAGAUUAUUGUAACAACCUAAAACUCAAACUACCAGCAGGAAUGAAACCUUUAGAUAUAGUAUAUAUUGUUAAGCUAUAGCUAGAAAAAUAGAAAAAAAAAGAUAUUGCAAUAUCUUUGUUUAAAGGGAAUAGCAUGUCUAGAUGACGGAUAAAAGGGACUAUAAAACCAAUUUCUGUAUCAAGUGUUAGUGUAUAAAUAUAUUUCCAUGAUACACAUUAGGAGUUUUUACUGAUAUAUUAAAAAGUCUGAAAAAGUUAAAAUUUUAAAACUUUUUUUUACAACUAGAGAGCGUUUGUUUAUUAUUAUUAUUUUUUUCCUAGGAUUCUGGGCCAUGCUGUAUUUUACUAGCAGGCAAAUUUCCAGCAGCGAAUUGAGAGAUAUAUUUGAGGUUUAUUUCAUAAAAGACUUUUUAAAUAAUUUCCCUUAGGUAAGUCUCCUGUCCGAUUUAGACUUUGGUGGGUGCUUAGACUUCUAAGAGUAUUUAAAUAAAUAUUCUAUUAUUAUGUGUCCCUAGAAGCCAAAGAAUAUAUUUUAGGUAAGCUUAAUUAAACCAUGUUUUAAAUUCAAUAUUAUAAAGAGAUGAUUACUGAGACAAUUGCGUUUUUCCAUAACGGUUAUUCACACCAGAGGUGCAUUUAUUUAUUAUACAUUUGAGAAAAAAUUACUUAAACCCAUCAUGUUUUAUAUGCAAAUCAUCUUAAAUAUAAAUGUAUUUAAUUGGUUUAUUGAUGAUACUAUUUAACUGCAAUUGUCUCUGGGGGAAAAAUACAUUUUCAGAUUUAUGUUGAUCAAAUUAUUACUUUUUCACUGUGUCAGUUCAAAUAUUUCUUAGGUGUAAACAAAGUUCAUUAUUUCAAAAUACAAAGAAAAUCUUUCUAAUAUGUUGAAGUUUGUGUACAUAAUACAGCCAAACACAUGCACAGCAUUUGAAAAAUAAAAUAAAUGACCAUGUGUAAGCUAUGCUAUUUCCGAAGUAAAAACACUUUUUGCGCAAUUUAUUUUUACAGUAAGUAUAAUGGCAUAGUUGCCAGUCUCUCGAUUGGUUGUCAAACAUAUAACAAAAGAGUUCUAGGAAAUAGUCUGCAGAAAGCUUAUCCGCUAUUCUUGACUUAUAGCUAGAAACCUGUUGCUGCACUGCCAUAUUAAAACUGUAAGGACCUUCUCACGUGGGCAAUUGUAUGGUCUGCAUGUGUAUCCGAGCUGUGGAAACCUCAGCAUGUGAUGUCAUUUCAUGCCGGUUCUGCCCGCUUGUAAGGGCUAGAAAAGAUCACAUCCUAUUUAAUAAUACAAUAAACUAUUCUUACCA